Messenger RNA from Caenorhabditis remanei, 3621 nucleotides. RefSeq lists its product as uncharacterized. NCBI's taxonomy places the organism in Eukaryota, Metazoa, Nematoda, Chromadorea, Rhabditida, Rhabditidae. The transcript has 14 exons. Bases 1 to 3621 code for a protein of 1206 amino acids. The record is from RefSeq and is a predicted model, not a curated record.
AUGGAAGCAAUAUUGUUUUCAAUAUUUUCAGAAACCGUUCAAAUCUACAGUAACGAAUACGCUCUCGAUGACGAUCAUGUUUCGUAUGAAAUCGCAUCAUCUCCCUCAUCGAAUUCAUACGAUCAAGUGUCUGAUUCUAUCCGCAUUAUGGUAAACAAUCAAUCAUCAUGUCCGGCUGCUUGCACGAUAACUCUCAAUAGAUAUACGGAUUCAUUUCAAGGAGCCGAGUCAACUGUCUUGUUCUUCGACACUGAUCACUCCUUCUAUCUGCCCAGCCAUUACAUAAAAGACAACAAGACAACUCUAGUCUGUGUAGCAAAUAACGGAUCUUGUGGAGCUACAGUACCCAUCUACAGAUAUUAUAAAAUAUCAAAUGGAGGAGUUUUUCAUGCGUAUUCCAUUGAUCAAGAUGUAGUUUACGAUGGAUACAAUCAAGAGUUCCUCCCAAUUUGUUAUGCAUGGACAGUUCCAACUGCAACAGUAGCCAGUAGACCAACAUGUGGAACUCUAACUUUUGAUAUACCACCUGAAAUGAUGUCCGAUUUGAAUAUUUACGACAAUAAACAAGAUGGAAUUGAAAGAGAUCACUACUAUACAACACUCCAUUCAACUGAUUCAAGUCUUGUCUCUUAUAAUCUGACAGGUGUUCUUGGAAAAGUAUUGACUUCUUCCAAGAGUACUGCUUGCAGCUGUCUUGUCAAGUUACAACAACAGUUUGAUAAUCAGACUGGCUAUUUUCAUCGCCUCGAUCACAAAUUAAUUGUUACUGGGCAGGAAUCAAACAGGCCGUAUGAGGAAUAUGUUGACACUGGAGAGACUAUUUAUUGCUCGAAGAGACUCGGAGAUUGUGGAGCCACGUUACCACUUUGGAAACAUUUUCAGUUUUAUGACGUUGACACAGUCUACACUACUGACUCAUCUCCUCUUCCAAUGUCAUACUUGUAUCCACAGACUCCUCUUUGUUACAUUUGGCCUGCAAACUAUUCUCCCAAUGCAUCAAAUAUCGUAUAUGGAACAGCUGCUCCUGCUCCACCAGUUCCCUUGACUACUUCAUUGCCAGGAAUCAGUGAAUCAACAAUUACUCCAACAACUCCGACUGGAACAACUGGAAGUACAAGAUUUUUGGAUUCUUCUGGAUCAACAAGUCUAUCUACAAUUAUCCCAAUGGGACAAACCAGUCAAAGUACAUUAAACACAUCACCAACAGCUUCAACACCCACAACUCCAGUUUCGAUGCUAAUCAGCUCAUCGGGAACAACAGUUUCCUCAUCACUAUUGAACUCUUCAACUGAGACUACUCUGAGUACUUCUAGUGUAUUCACAAUAAACACAAUCCCUACUAUGCAAACAUCUGGAAUUCAGCCUACUGUUACUGCUAGUUCAAUGUCUACAGCAACAACAUCACAAUCCACAAAUCCUUCCACUUUGAGUGUUUGGGGAACAACUGGUUCAACUGCUAGCGUACCAACAGUCACGACUUCUGACACGACUGGAACAACAGGAAUGACAACUCCAAGCACUCCAAUGACUACUCCCACUUCAGGAACUCCUAUGACGACAGGAACAACAAGAUUAUCAGAUUCUGGUGGGGUCACUCCCGGAUUAAUCAUUCCAAUGAACCCUAGCAUCACCCUUCCAACUACCCCUGACUAUCCGAUGACACCUGGAGAGGAGGUAACGGAAGUGAAUGUGGAUACGGAGCCCCCAUUAGAAGAAGAGUUCACUCGACCAACUCCAGAAACAUUUACACUUUCAAACUUCUGGUUUCUGACAACAACUACACAAUCCACUAUCGUAUCAUCUGGAACUCCAGCCACGAAUCCAGCUUCGCCUGCAGCUACACUGCCAGUUGGAACAGUUCCUUCAAUCAUGUCUACCGUUCCAAUAUUGCCUGUCACGGCUACUUCCUUGCCGUCUUCUCCAGCCACCUUGCCAACAGCUUCUCCCUUGUUCCCUGCAUCACCAGUGACAGCUAAUAAUGUUCCUAACCCAACAGGAACGAUUCCUCCAAUCGGUUCUAAAUCAGUUGACACAACUUCCUCAACUCCUGCUUUACCUAUCACUACAACACCUCCACCACCUGUCAUGGUAACUGGACCUCUUGUCCUAAUCAUACCAACAAUGCCACCUCAAUCCUCUGAAGCUCCAACAACUGCCCUUCCAACUACACUUCCAACAGCCCCAUCUUCUACUCUCGCUACAACUACUCCAACUCCUCCUUCACAAGUGUCAACAAUCGGAACAACUCAUUCUCUUGAUGGUUCUCCUGCCACCCCAACACCCCAACACAUGGCACAGGCUGCUCCAACAUAUUCUAUUGUUGGUGGAGCUCUUGAUUCCUUCACAAAUCCUCCAAUAAUUGCUGCUCUAAUCAGUUCUUCUGUCGCUUCCACGCCAUCUCCAACACAGUCUCAACCAACGCAACCAGUUUUAAAUCUGAUUCCUUCGACGGCAACGAUUGUAUCGACAACUCAGGAUCCAGGUAUAAUUUGGAAAGCUGGAGACUGGAUCAGUAACACGUGGCAUUCUGUCUUUGGUGGAAACGAUCAAGUUGUUGUUUCGACUUCUUCUGCUUCACCAACGGAAGAUGUGACGACUCCACGUCCAAUUGGAGGUCUUGUUGGAAGUCUAAUUAACUCUUCAGGUGGAAACGCGACAAACUCAACUAAUCCAGUGUCUUCGUUCUUAAACUCAACUGGAAACUUCAUUGAUCAACAUCUAAAUUCCAAUUCGAGUCAAGCUUUUGUGAAUAAUACAAUCAAUUGGAUCGACGAUAAGCUGGAUAGCACUGGAGAGUUAUUGUCAAAUGCAUGGAAUUCUCUUCAAUCGAACAACAAUACCAGUGGAUCAUUCGUCAAUAAUACUCAAACAUGGAUCGGAGGAGCUUUGAAUAGCACUGGAGGAUUUCUCUCCAAUGCCUGGGACUCACUGAGUGGAAACAACAAUUCGACUGGAAUUAUCAGCAAUAACACGCAAUCGUGGAUUAGUGGAGCCGUUAAUAGCACUGGCAAUUUUAUUUCCAACUCAUGGGACUCGCUGAGCUCCAAUAACAACACACAGGUAUUUGUUAAUAAUACACAAACAUGGAUUGGAGGAGCACUCAACAGUACUGGAGGGUUUCUAACAAAUGCGUGGAACUCUUUGAGUUUCGACAAUCAGACAAGUGGAAACGUAGUAAAUACUACAAAGACGUGGAUUGGCGGAGCAGUUGAUAACACUGGUGAAUUCCUGUCAAACGCGUGGGAAUCAUUGAGUGAUAACUCAAUCCUAGAUAAAACAAAAACAGGGAUUGGAGGAGCUGUGAACAGCACUGGUUCAUUCCUGUCGAAUGCAUGGAAUGAAAUAAAAGGAGGUUCUGGAAAUUCCCUGAACACUUCUCAAGUCAAUGAAACUUUGAAUGGAGCUAGUCAAGUAACCCAAAAUGUAACAUCUUCGGCAGAUGAGAAGAAAGAUGAUUUGACAGUAAAGAAUGAUACUGCCCUUGCAUCUGCCCCACAUUCCAAUCCAGUUGGCAGUGUUGCUAGUGUGAUACUUCCUAUCGUCAAUAAUUCCACUUCCGAUCCAGCGAAUGGAAAAGUCGAAUGGAAUGGUGGACUUGUCAGUGGUCCCAUAACAGGAUAA